Messenger RNA from Lynx canadensis (Canada lynx), 911 nucleotides. It is a transcript of the gene MRPL9, whose product is annotated as mitochondrial ribosomal protein L9. The transcript is spliced from 7 exons. The record is from RefSeq and is a predicted model, not a curated record. Gene Ontology annotation, molecular function: structural constituent of ribosome. Gene Ontology annotation, biological process: translation. Bases 16 to 786 code for a protein of 256 amino acids. Gene Ontology annotation, cellular component: ribosome; mitochondrion. Lineage: Eukaryota; Metazoa; Chordata; Mammalia; Carnivora; Felidae.
CUCGGCGCCGGGAACAUGGCGGCGGCUGGGGCGUGGGUGCUGCUGCGAGGAGCCGUCCGGGAGCUGCUGCGGCUGCCGCUCGCGGGGGCCGCCCCCGGCCCGGAGCGCGGCUUCAGCCUCUCUCACAGUCGGGGCACGGUCAUCGUGGAGCGCUGGUGGAAGGUACCGUUGGCUGGAGACGGCCGGAAGCCGCGCCUGCACCGGCGACACCGCGUCUACAAGCUGGUAGAGGACACGAAACACGGGCCCAAAGGCAACCUGGAGCUCAUCCUCACCCAGUCGGUGGUAGGACUUGGAGUCCGGGGUGACCUGGUCUCAGUGAAGAAACCUUUGGGCCGGAAUCGACUGUUGCCUCAAGGUCUGGCUGUAUAUGCAUCCCCUGACAACAAGAAAUUCUUUGAAGAGGAGAAAUUGCUGAGACAAGAAGGAAAAUUAGAGAGGAUCCAGACCAGGGCGGGUGAGAUGACAGUGACGUUUCUCAAAAGCUGUCACUUGGAGGUGGGGAUGAAAAACAACGUCAAAUGGGAACUAAACCCUGAAAUAGUUGCCCGCCAUUUCUUCAAAAAUCUUGGUGUUGUGGUCGCCCCACAUGCAUUAAAGUUACCAGAAGAACCCAUUACACAGUGGGGCAAGUACUGGUGUGAGGUGACGGUAAAUGGACUUGACACUGUGAGGGUACCUAUGUCUGUGGUGAACUUUGAGAGGCCCAAGACCAAAAGAUACAAGUACUGGUUAGCCCAACAAGCUGCCAAGGGAAUGGCCCCCACCAGCUCCCAGACUUUCUGAAUCUACUCUCCCUCAAAAUCAGAUGAGCAGAAUCAGGGGCCCCUGGAGGGCACAGUCAGUUGAGCAUCUGACUUUACCUCAGGUCAUGGUCUCUCAGUUGGUGAGUUCGAGCCCCACAUUGAGCU